AUGAAGGCUAUUGUAUAUUACGGCCCAAAGGACAUCCGCUUCGAUGCUUCAUACCCUGAACCGCAAAUCCAAGAACCAACUGACGUGAAGUUGAAGAUCCACUAUUGUGGAAUCUGUGGGUCGGAUUUGCAUGAAUAUACCGAUGGUCCUACGUUCUUUGCUCCUCCGGGAGAGAACCAUUCAAUCUCCAAUAAACCGUAUCCACAUAUUAUGGGACACGAAAUGAGUGCCGAAAUUGUCGAGAUCGGCUCCGACGUCAAUGAUUUUUCCGUGGGUGACAGUGUGGUGGUUGAAGUCACCGGCACUUGUAUGGACCGUGACCGCUUCGAGGGCCCCAAUGAGGAUGUUCUCAAAUGCGAGGCGUGCACUGAUGGCCAUUACAACGCAUGUACUUAUUUGGGACUCACUGGCUUGGGUUUUACCGACGGAGGCUUCGCGGAGUAUGUGGUCACCAGCUCGUCCAAGUUGGUUAAGUUCGACAAGAACAAGAUCAACUACGACGUGGCUGCUUUGAUCCAGCCUUUGGCAGUUUCCUGGCACGCAGUGCGUCUCAGUAAUUUUGAGGAGGGCCAGAUGGCUCUCGUUCUUGGUGGUGGACCCAUUGGCUUGACUACAAUCUUUGCCUUGAAGGGCCACGGUGCGUCCAAAAUCGUGGUGAGUGAACCAUCCUCAGGUAGAAGGAAGUUGGCCGAAUCUUUGGGAGUGGACACAUUUGAUCCUACUGGAAAGUCUGUCGAAGAGUGUGUUAGUAUACUUAAGAAAAUGACCAGUGACGGAUAUGGCUUCCAUCGUUCUUUUGACUGCUCUGGAGUGCCAGCGACGUUCGACACCAGCGUCAAAGCAUUGAGAAUCCGUGGUGUGGCCACUAACGUGGCAGUGUGGGCACAUCGGCCCAUUGACUACUACCCAAUGAUGACCACCUGGUCGGAGAAGUCCGUGAAGGGCUCGAUUUGUUUCGUGAAGGAGGAUUUCGAGGCAGUUGCCAAUGCAAUUGAGGAAGGUCACAUUGAUCAGAGAGAGUUGAAGUCUCUUAUUUCCGCCGAGAUCCCACUAGAACGGGCAGUAGAGGAAGGAUUCGACGAAUUGAUCAAGAAUAAGGAGAAGCAUAUCAAGCUUCUUUUCACGCCGUUGGCUUAG
Molecule: messenger RNA, 1137 nt
Organism: Sungouiella intermedia
Lineage: Eukaryota; Fungi; Ascomycota; Pichiomycetes; Serinales; Metschnikowiaceae
Source: the annotation of a GenBank genome assembly